This is a messenger RNA of Macroventuria anomochaeta, 1195 nucleotides long. RefSeq names its product SelR-domain-containing protein. Bases 328 to 942 code for a protein of 204 amino acids. The transcript has 2 exons. The record is from RefSeq and is a predicted model, not a curated record. Gene Ontology annotation, molecular function: peptide-methionine (R)-S-oxide reductase activity. Lineage: Eukaryota; Fungi; Ascomycota; Dothideomycetes; Pleosporales; Didymellaceae. Gene Ontology annotation, biological process: response to oxidative stress; protein repair.
UCCGAGCUCUCCGUUUGCACAACUCACAAGCCUAUGUAUGGAUACGGCACCGACGGAAAGAGUAAUCCAAGUCCAUCGAACGACAAGCCUUUUGAGUGCUUCGCUCCCAACACAAGGCUUGCGACACAGCUCUUGAUUGUCCAAUUACGGCCCAGCCGAGGUGGUUUGAUGAUUGAUGGACGCUUCGAGUGGUGACGCAAUUCCAAAUGAUUGUCAAAGCUCCUUCCCCCGCCACUGAAGCUAUGCGCCACCAGCAUCAGCAACAUCUCCAGCUCGCCUUUGGACCUGCAACUCUGCACCAUACCUUCGCCUACAUAAUCUCGACUCAUGCGCUUCCCAUCCUUCCCUCCGUUCAUCCGCGCCUUCUGCACAAUCAGCAACACAACAAGCGCAUUCAUCCGCGCCAACCCCGCAAGCACACUCGGCCGCACAUUCUACAACAGCCCCCAGCGCGUCACAAUCCAGCGAUCUAUGCCAAGCAUCCCCUUCCUCGGCGCGCUCUUUGGAUCAUCCAGCAGCAUGGCAGACAACACGGACUACCCCGCCUCAAAGCCCGAAGGCGAAUGGCAGGCACAGCUCUCCCCUGAGCAAUUCCGCAUCCUCCGCAAAAAAGGUACCGAAAUGCCCGGCUCCAGCAAAUACGACAAGCACUACCCAGACGCCGGCGUCUACAGCUGCGCGGGCUGCUCCGCACCUCUGUACAAAGCCAACCACAAGUUCGACUCUGGGUGCGGAUGGCCGGCGUUCUGGGAUGCGUUUCCGGAUGCUGUGGGGCAGAGGCCGGAUCCGGGCUUGGGUAUGAUGAGGACGGAGAUUGUGUGUAAUAACUGUGGGGGGCAUUUGGGACAUAUUUUCAAAGGGGAGCGGUUUGGAAAUCCGAAGGAUGAGAGGCAUUGUGUUAAUGGGGUUAGUAUUAACUUCAGUCCGGAGGAGUCAAAGUGAAAGCAGUCGUGAGACAUGGUGAAAAAGGCAAGCAGAGGGGCUGAAUAGUAUGUAGCAACAGGUGGACCAUGCAGGAACAAACGAGAGAAGAAGACAUAUCACGAUAGAGCUCUAGCCAGGUGCGUAAAGGUGUUUGGCCAUGCAAUCGGGCAGGUACUUGCCUCUUGACGUCGUCUUUGAACCUGAGGAAGGUACAGCUUACGAUUCGCUUGUGCUGUUGACUUGACCUGACCUCCUUCCAUCAACAACCCUC